AUGCUCGAUAGGGUGACCUGGCCCAUAAAGCUACUGCUCUUAGUCUGGACAAGGGGACCAUGGCCCGAUGCCUACUGCCCGGCAAACGCAAGCAAGUCCAUUUGGAAUAAGGUGCCACCGCCCGGCCGCAUAACCAGGGUGAUAAUGGAGCGGGGCCCAUCAAGGUCAGUCGAAAAAGAAGAGCCAAGACCAAAAAGCCAGACAGCCAUGCGUGAAGUUACGGCAAGGCGUGCAGACCGCAGCGCAGCGCAGGGCGACAGACUGGACCAGAACACCAUCCGUUGGCUUGCCGUCCCCUACCCCCAAGAAGCAUACCUCGUACAUAUCCCUCCUUUUCUUCUACCCAUGGCCCCAGGCGCAGGAGCAAGCGCGUGCGACGUGCUGAGGCUUCGCUCGCCCGUUGCCGCAACCCUGUCCGUCGAUGCGUUGUUCAUGGUCUACGGAGCCCUGCCCUCGCAGCUCAAACGCACUGAAAAUCAAGGAAAUCUUCAGCAUCUUCAACGAAUCUAG
Molecule: messenger RNA, 510 nt
Organism: Colletotrichum godetiae
Lineage: Eukaryota; Fungi; Ascomycota; Sordariomycetes; Glomerellales; Glomerellaceae
Exons: 1
Coding region: 1-510 (169 amino acids)
Source: RefSeq, a predicted model, not a curated record